UGGGUUUUUUUCGUUGCCGUCGCUGCUGGGGUGCCCCCCCUCCUCUGCGCGAGAGCCGCGCGGCCCGCCGGCGGAGCCGCCAUCCCGCCGGCAGAAGGCGGGCCCUGCGCAGGAGGUGAGGCCAGCGAGGCAGGUCCGCGCGGCCGGGCCCACCCCCUCGAAAACAAAACUUUUUUCCUGCAGGCGCUGCGAGCAGAGAGCUGGCGCGGGGUCCCCGGAGCAGCCUCGCCGCGCCCCGCCGCGCCGCGCAGCUGGUAUGCGGUAGGGCAGUGCCAUGUACUGGAAGAGCGACCCGAUGUUCGUCUGCAGGCUGGAGGACAAGGACCUUCCCGCGCUCGGCGGCCCCUCGGAGAAGGUGCGCGGGGCGGCGAGCGGGCGCGGACGGGGGCGGCGCGGGGCGAGCGCGGCGCCGGUGCCGGCUGCCGGCCCCGCCGCGGCCGACGAGGACUCCUGCUCUUCUUCCGCCGCCCUGUCGCCGUCCUCCUCGCCGCGGUCCAUGGCCUCGGGCUCCGGCUGCGCCCCCGGCAAGUGCGUGUGCAGCAGCUGCGGCCUGGAGAUCGUGGACAAGUACCUGCUGAAGGUAAACGACCUCUGCUGGCACGUGCGCUGUCUCUCAUGCAGUGUUUGCAGGACUUCUCUAGGAAGGCACACCAGCUGUUACAUCAAAGAUAAAGAUAUCUUCUGCAAACUUGACUAUUUCAGGCGGUAUGGCACCCGCUGCUCCCGCUGCGGGAGGCAUAUUCAUUCUACUGACUGGGUCCGAAGGGCUAAAGGAAACGUGUACCACUUGGCAUGUUUUGCGUGCUUCUCCUGCAAAAGACAACUCUCCACUGGAGAGGAGUUUGCUUUGGUGGAAGAGAAGGUCCUUUGUAGAGUACAUUAUGACUGCAUGUUGGACAAUCUGAAAAGAGAAGUUGAAAAUGGUAAUGGGAUUAGUGUGGAAGGUGCAUUACUAACAGAACAAGAUGUUAACCAUCCAAAACCAGCAAAAAGAGCUCGGACCAGCUUCACAGCAGAUCAACUCCAGGUUAUGCAAGCACAGUUUGCUCAGGACAACAAUCCGGAUGCACAAACACUUCAGAAACUGGCAGAAAGAACAGGCUUGAGCAGGCGUGUUAUACAGGUGUGGUUUCAGAAUUGCAGAGCACGCCACAAGAAACACGUUAGUCCUAAUCAUUCGUCUACUGCUCCUGUCACAGCAGUUCAGCCCUCCCGGCUGUCGCCGCCCAUGUUAGAAGAAAUGGCAUACUCUGCGUACGUACCCCAGGACGGGACUAUGCUAACUGCCCUGCACAGCUAUAUGGAUGCUCAUUCACCUACAGCUCUUGGACUCCAGUCUUUGCUACCCCAUUCAAUGACACAACUGCCACUAAGUCACACCUAAUUCCUUUCUGUCAGGGAUACAAGCUAUUAAGGAUAUAACCUGAAGUCAUUUAUUGUGUAUUAAAAAUAUCAUUGGAAAGGUAUUAAUGUUAACUUUUUAUUUAACAUCUAAAGCAUUUUCAAGAUCAUUUUUGCUGCCCAGGUAUGUAAGUAUAUUUAGCCUGCAAGACACUUUUAUGGAUUCUACAUAAAUAACUAUUACGUUGUUUACAAGCCUUAUUAAACACUUUUUUUUGUAUUGUCUGGAAGUAGUCCACUCUAGUUAUGUGUGUUAAUUUAUUUGUCAUCGAAAGAGCACUUUGCCUAAAAGAAAGGACUGACAAUUGUGCAAAAUGUUUACAAUUCUUUGUGAAAUUGUAGUUUAUCAUUAGUUUGUAAGUUAUUGCUGAAAGUAUUACCUGUAUUUGAGUUGUAUACAGCCUAUAUGUUAAAGCUUAUUUCUGUGAAUUUACAAAAAUAAAUUUUGGUUGCAAAUAUUUUCAGAAUGAACUGAAUAAAAUUUCUGCUGUAGCAUGUCA
Falco peregrinus (peregrine falcon) is the source of this 1901-nucleotide messenger RNA. RefSeq names its product LIM homeobox 8 (gene LHX8). Lineage: Eukaryota; Metazoa; Chordata; Aves; Falconiformes; Falconidae. Gene Ontology annotation, cellular component: nucleus. Gene Ontology annotation, molecular function: DNA-binding transcription factor activity, RNA polymerase II-specific; RNA polymerase II transcription regulatory region sequence-specific DNA binding. The transcript has 8 exons. Gene Ontology annotation, biological process: forebrain neuron development; regulation of transcription by RNA polymerase II; neuron differentiation. Bases 275 to 1384 code for a protein of 369 amino acids. The record is from RefSeq and is a predicted model, not a curated record.